AUGGCAGAUCAUUAUCUUAGAACUAAAAUCAUUAAUUAUCAAGAAAUCACACCUAAAAAAAUGUUUGUUAAUCAAAAUCAAUCAUUCACUUAACCAUAUUUAAAUAAAAGUCCAAAUUAUCUUACACCAGAUAGAGCUAUGAAAUAACCAUUUCAAAAUUAAAAUUAAAGUGUAAUUAUAAACUCUAAAAUUAGUAUAAUGACAUGUCUGAAUUUCUUCGCAAGUAAUAGCUGUAAUAUCCUCCUACAUAUCAAUCUAGUUAAAUUUCAAUUCAAUAAGAAUUAAAUAACACUAUUACUAGCAAAUAGUAUGAUUAAUUCAUUAAACGAUCUGAUAAUUCAAUUACACAAGAAUCUAGUUGGUUUUAGUAGAAAAUGAAUAAUAUCAGUCCAAAUAUAUAAAAACACAGAAUUGAAAUAGAGAAAAAUAAACGAGAUUAUUCAUAACCUUUUUAUGAUAAUAACCACUAAGUUACUGAUAGAAAUUUAAGAUAAAUUAAAGUUUUUAUUUAUUUUUAUUAAGAUCGAAGAAAAGGUUUCAAGUCAAAAAAGUGAUAUUGAAAAAAUAAAAUAAAUUUUGGUUGAUCAGCAACUAAAAUUAAAUUUACAAAUAGAUGAGCAUAAAAUAAAGCUAAAUAAACAAGAAUCUAGAAUAGCAGAGCUUGAAAAAUAAAAUAAGAUAUUAAAAAGUUAAUUAAAUGAAAAAAACUAAGAAUUGAAAAAUAUUUAGCAAUCAUAUAUUUCUUAAACAAAAUUAUAAGAAAUUCAAGAUUAACAAAUGAAAAAGUUCUAGAAAAUAUACGAAUAAUUAACUUAAUAAAAUGAUGAUUUAAGGGAAGAAAAUAAUCAACUGAAAUUACUAUUAUUAUAGUAAUAAAUUUUUAAAUAAAUUAGAGUUGACAAUUAUUCUUCAGUAUCUAGAUCAAUUAUUAGUAAAAAAAACUCAGAAUAAGAUUUUCAAAUUAUUAGUCAACAUAAUAAUGCCAAAGAGUUAAUAGAUCAAUUUCUUUAAGGAAUAUCUGAAUAAUUGUUAUCUUUAACAUAAGAUUCUUUAAUUUAAAGUGUCUUUAUUUAAUUUAGAGAUAUAAUUAAUUCAUUAUAAUUUAACCAGCAUUAGAAAUUGGAUUUUUAAAUACUCAAGGAAACUGACUUUAUGAAAAUUAAAAAAUAAAGUGAAGAUAUCAUAUCAGUGCCAGAGUUAAAUAAAAAAGCUAAUGAGCUAAUUAGGUAAAUUAAAGAAAAAAUGGAAUAAAGAGCCUCUUUGAAGGUAAUGAUUUUAUAUAUAUAAUUAAUUAAGGAUGGGGAUUAAAAAAAGAAUAUCCUCAAAGAGGAAAUAGAUAGAUUGUAAAAGGAAUAUGAUGGAAUUCAAAUUCUUGUAACUGAAUAAUCAGAUUAUUUGGAUAAAAAUACUAAUAAUUUGCAUAGAAAUAGUAUAAUCUCAUUUGAUCAAAAUUUUGAUGGUGAGGAAUAACAAUGA
Messenger RNA from Paramecium sonneborni, 1476 nucleotides. Lineage: Eukaryota; Ciliophora; Oligohymenophorea; Peniculida; Parameciidae. The record is from the annotation of a GenBank genome assembly.